Phyllopteryx taeniolatus (common seadragon) is the source of this 1549-nucleotide messenger RNA. Its product is annotated as kelch domain-containing protein 1-like. Gene Ontology annotation, molecular function: protein binding. Lineage: Eukaryota; Metazoa; Chordata; Actinopteri; Syngnathiformes; Syngnathidae. The transcript is spliced from 14 exons. The coding region runs from base 79 to 1329 and encodes 416 amino acids. The record is from RefSeq and is a predicted model, not a curated record.
UAAUCACGAGAUCAGGGUCACCUGUGUGACUCCAAUUUAAAAACAUGAAAUAGAGACAAAACCCCGGAGGAGUUGCGCAUGCGCAGAGCGGCAGGACGCUCGUGCAGGCCAACGUUUAGCGGGAUGGCGAGCGUCCAGGCGUCCACGAGACAGCUGGAGAGGAGCACCCACACCGCCUUCAUUGACGGCGACAACACGCUGUUCGUGUGGGGGGGCUUCCAGGCCGGCGGCGGCGUGGACAUCGUGCUGCCCAGCGACGAGAUCUGGCUUUGCGACUUAGACCGCGGCACAUGGCAGCGGCGGGAGAUGGCGGGGGAAACGCCCCCUCUCCUGGUGGGCUUCUGCGGCUCCUACGUCAAGGGCUCGCUUUACGUCUUUGCGGGUUACGACGGACAAACGUACAGCAACCAAUUGUUCAGCGUGGACCUCACGCAGCAUUGCUACAUGUGGAAGAAGGUGCUGGCCGCCAAAGGAACGACACCCUCGCCGAGGAGCAACCACACCUGCUGGGUUUACGGGGACAGGUUGGUCUACUUUGGAGGCUACGGAUGCAAGACCCUGCGAGAGGCGAGAAACAUGGAGUCGUCAAACUUCAUCAUUAGAGAGAUGACCUGGCUCACCAUCGGCGACGCGGUGCUUCGCUGCUGGGGCUGGCACAACGAAGUCGACGUGUACGACCCGCUCAGCAGCACCUGGAGCGUUCCUGAGAUGAAGGGUACGCCGCCGCUGCCCCGAGACUGCCACGCCAGCGCGGUGGUGAGCAACAAAGGUUACAUCUGUGGCGGCAGGGAAAGUGGAGAGUUGGACAUCUACUGUUUGGACCUGGACGUGUGGAAUUGGACUCAAAUCGAGGCCUUAUCAUCCCUCGCGCCGCCGGGCCGCUCCAUGCACACCAUGACGCUCAAUGCGGAUCAGAACCUCUUCGUAUUCGGCGGUCUGGCCGUAGACGGGGAAACGCUCAGUGACGCCUGGCAGUUCGAUACGCUGGCGCGAGAGUGGCGCGAGAUAACACACCCGCACAGGGACAAGCCCAGGGUGUGUCACACUGCUUGUCUGGGGAGUGACAAUGAUGUAGUCGUAUUCGGGGGGAGCAGCAAGUUGUCCAUUGCAAUGGAUUCGAUCACCGUGCUGAGGUGUCCGUCGCAGACUCACAACGGCGACGUGUUGAUCAUCCAGACGGAGCCGUACCCCCUCUCCAGGUUGUGCGAGGACUUCCUAGGAAGCAACGCCAAGGUGUUCUCACAACACCUUGAUAGGCUGCCAGCGACGCUGCGUGCCAAAAUCAACAAGCGAAUCUCCUUCUUCUCAAAGUCACUUGUGGUUACUUAAAGAGCAGAAAUGCUUUUUUAAAUUAUUUUGUGCCACGAGUCAGUUGCUAACUUUACUGUUCGUUCGAAAACGGCAGUCCUUUAUAGUUUUUAACUCCCCAAAAAAACUCCUCCAGUUUGUACAUUUAAGGUCUUUGUUUUAAUAUAAAUGUUGUUCAGAGCAAUUUUAUCUGCACAUGUAUUAUUGAAAUGUUUUUUUGAAUAAAGUUGACUUUGUUGUA